Molecule: messenger RNA, 590 nt
Organism: Scophthalmus maximus (turbot)
Lineage: Eukaryota; Metazoa; Chordata; Actinopteri; Pleuronectiformes; Scophthalmidae
Product: fatty acid-binding protein, liver-type
Exons: 4
Coding region: 168-551 (127 amino acids)
Biological process (GO): fatty acid transport
Cellular component (GO): cytosol; nucleus
Molecular function (GO): fatty acid binding
Source: RefSeq, a predicted model, not a curated record
CUCUGUCCUUAUCUCUGGUGGGGGGUCUUCUGUGAGCUCUGCUGGGCGAGGUGGGGGCCGGAGCUGCCUUAAUUGUGGACACCUGUGGUUAAUGAUUGCAGCGCUGGACUUUGACAGUAUAAAGCAGGCGGAGACCACUCGGCGCUUCACCUCAGCCGACCGUCGCUAUGUCGUUCUCUGGAAAGUACCAGCUGGAGACUCAGGAGAACUUUGAGCCUUUCAUGAAGGCCAUCGGUCUCCCUGAUGACCUCAUCCAGAAGGGCAAAGAUAUCAAGAGCAUCUCCGAGAUCGAGGAGACUGGCGAUAACUUCAAAGUGACGGUCACAACUGGGACAAAGGUCCUUGUCAACAUCUUCACCAUCGGACAGGAGGCUGAGCUGGAGACCGUCACCGGAGAGAAGGUCAAGGCGGUGGUUGAGCGUGAAGGCAACAAGCUGAAGGUCUGCCUGAAGGGAAUCGUGUCUGUCACAGAACUGGUGGAUGGAAACACAAUUGUCAACACAAUGACUCUUGGUGGCAUUGUAUACAAGAGGACGAGCAAACGCAUGUGAAGGUCUGCAAUGGGAUAAUAAAAAAACUUCAAAAGGCAA